This is a messenger RNA of Penicillium longicatenatum, 1593 nucleotides long. RefSeq lists its product as uncharacterized. The record is from RefSeq and is a predicted model, not a curated record. NCBI's taxonomy places the organism in Eukaryota, Fungi, Ascomycota, Eurotiomycetes, Eurotiales, Aspergillaceae. Bases 1 to 1593 code for a protein of 530 amino acids. The transcript has 2 exons.
AUGGAAACCAACACGGUCAUCGUCGGCAAUGGGCCGUCGGCCAUGAUCCUUUCAUAUAUUCUUCACGGUUAUAUCCCAUUUUACUCCUCCGAAACCCCACAUCCGGACCCAUUACUGGACGCCAAGUUGAAAAAUGCGCCCAACCUCUUGAAUAUCAACGUAGACGUGCUGACGGCGCAUUUCGCCGCCUCGCGUCUAUCAUACUCUACCCAGGCUUUACCGGUGAAUGUGCUGCUGGAUACCCUAGUACGACCCAGUCUCGACAUUGAAGAGUCGGGCAACGCCUCCAAUGUCGAGUGGCGAUACAUGCCUGAAAAUGCCGUCUCACAUCUCGUCUUCGGCAACUCGACCGAUCCUGGAGGCCAAUGGACCGAACACCCCCACGGGGCAAGCUGGGAUAUCCGGACCCUAAGCUAUGCCGCCAUGUUGUCGCUACCCGGCUACUCUUUUGCGGAGCAUCACAAACAGCAAACAGGCCAUGAUCUAGCACCUUUCACACGACCUACGAGGCGCGAGAUUGCAGAAUACUUCCGCCUCUAUCCGGCAGCAGUCAGUAUCGGUGAGAGUUUCCGGUGCGGAGAGGAGCUGGGUGGCAUCUCCCGCACUGCUCAUGGCUUCUACAUCGAGUCACAUAAUCUUCACUGCAAGCGAUUGGUGCUUGCAAGUGGUAUCUUUACCGAGAUUCUUGCGCCAGUCCCCGCCCUUCAGCCUCUCCUCGAAACUCAAUCAACUCCCUCAGUACCGCUCCUUGUGAUUGGCUCGGGCUUCUCCGCUGCCGACGUGAUCAUCUCCGCCGCGUCGGACCAAAAAAUAAUUCAUGUCUUCAAAUGGGCCCCCGAAGAUCGUCCGUCACCUUUGCGUGGCUGUCACCAACAUGCGUACCCUGAAUAUGCCGGGGUUUAUCGACUAAUGAAGAAGGCCGCCCUGACGGGCGCCACAAACCAACGACUGAAAUACCGUCGCGGUACCUCAACCCCCUUCUUAGAAAGUCGCGAUUGGGACAAUGUCUACGAGGGUAUCUCCAAUAUAGAGAUUACUGCUGUCGAGAUACAAGGUGGAACGGCGCACGUCACAUUUCGCCGGACUGAUGGUUCCACAUUUGCUAGGUCUGUCCAGGGCCUCGUUUAUGCCGCUGGGCGGCGUGGUACCUUGGAGUAUCUAGAUAGCGAGCUUCGCUCCGAAGUCCUCGGACACAACCAUUCGGAGACCGCCACUGUUUCAGCGCAGACUCUCCGCGCGAAGGCAAUUGAGGACUUGGAGGUUGCCCCGGGAGUGCAUAUCAUUGGAAGCUUGACUGGCGAUUCACUUGUGCGCUUUGCGUAUGGAGGUUGUGUCUAUGCGGCGGGACAGCUCAUUGGAGAGCGAGAGGGCGACCUGGGAACCCGCAGUGCCUGUAGUAGCAGAGUGUCGACCCGGACCCAAUCCUCAUCCCUGCCUGUCAUGAAUGGGAUGGAUGGCCACGACAUUUUCCCCAAUGAUAUGGCUGUGGUUACCCGAGACGAUACCCUGAGCAAAGUGUCAACGGCUGGGGCGACAACCUCUCAGAGCUGGUGGAGGACAGUGACGCGUCUGUGGAAGGACCUUAUACGAUAA